AUGGCAGGAACUGGUUCUUAUGAUGAUGAAAUGCGUCGCUAUAACUUAUUCAUGUCAAGUCAAGGAGUCAUUUGUCAAAAGAUCCGCCAUUUUGGAGGAAUAUACAUGAAGGACAAAAAUCCUCCAGAAUUUGAUCCUGACGGAUCUUGGUAUCUAUGUCUUGAUCCGGAGGUUUCUCUCAGGCCGGGAUCGUGUAUUGUUUAUUCCAUAGGGUACAGUACCUUUUUAUAUAGUUUUAAUUAUUCUGUUUCUGGUGUUGUGCACUCAGAAUGAGCCUAUAUGUUUGUGACGUUGUCUCUUGAUUGUCGGUCCACACCAGGCAAGCUGAAAAGUUUGUCUGACCGCGGUGGGAAUCGAACCUGCGACCUUUGGUUUGCUAGUCCAAUGCUGAAUGCUCUGCCAACUGAGCUACGAGGUCAUGUUGGUAGUUUUCUUGUAGGUAGUGAUAUUUCGGAACUCAGCUAGCUAGGUCCUUCGAUAUAUCAGUGUAUUUUUAUUAUCUUGAAUUUUUCUGUUUCUGGUGAACUCGAAAGAACUGGACUCAUAGUAGAGCAUUGGACUUGAAAAAGGUCACGGGUUCGACUCCCAAUGCGUUAUGCGGUCAAGCAAACUAUUCAGCUUGCCCGGUCUGGACACACUCAGAGACAACAUCACAAACAUAGUUUUUAUUAAAUAUACAAAAGUUCACAUCAGAAACUAUAAGAUCUGGUAAAAUGGAAAAGAAAUAGACAUAAUUUCCAGCUUCAAAUUAUUCAAUGUCUCAUGGGAUUUUUUAAAAUUUGUCAUGUAUAACCGUAUAUUAUGAAAACGAUACAGAAACAGAAAAGAACUUAACCAAGUGAUGAAUUGUUUUGCUUCCAGCCAGAUCAGCUAGUAUCUUACAUAUCAGUAGUAGUUUACACUUAAUAGAAUCGAGUCUAAAGCACGGAAGGUUCGAUUCCUGCAAUAAGUUUUUUCAUCUAAUGGUUUAAAGCACAUCAUGAAACUGAUGAAAGGCGGAGAGUUGGGGACUGUCAAAGGGUAUAUAUAUUUCUUCAAUUUAAACUUGUGUUUUUAAAAAUAAUACCUGAAGUUUGGUAAUAUGUAACUAAUAAGACUAAUAAACAUUUUUUGCAUUGAUCAAUGAUCAUCAUUGUAUAUAAUGCCGGUAAAGUCAUGUUUCUGAGUUAUCGAAAUAAUUUUUAGGUCUUUUGAAACUUCAGGACGGGCUACAUUUCUGGCGUUUACUGAAUCGAAUUUGCAAAAGGAUUCCAUACAAAUCACCUGUAUUUUAAAUUUCGGUUAUGUGGCGGUUUUUAAGUUUUUAACUAAACCAUGCAUGUUACGUUCUUUUAACAACGAUUACUCAAAUCUUUAAUUUUACCUGAAAAUGUCAAAAGUUUACCCUGAAUGUCACUGCAUGGAGUUUCUAAUCUUUCAGAGGUGUGGAGGUCACACACCCCACAGCCCCAUCCCUUCCCCGCUUGCUACAUCCCUGACAGUAACUAAUGUUCACUACUGUGAACACGAUUUAUUUUUCUACUCAAUGGACUCAAAAUGGACCGGACAAUUCUGAUCUUUCAGAGCCGUGGAGGUCACAGCCCAUCCCUGCCGCGCUUGUAACAUCCCUGACAGUAACUAAUGUUCACCACUGUGAACACGAUUUAUUUUUCUACUCAGUGCAAGGCCGUCAGAAGAAAAUCAAUAUUGAGGGGGGGGGGGAGGCCUCAAGAAUAAAUCUGAAUUGCUUUCGCACUUUUCAAGUUUUUUGUGUGUUUUGCUUAUACAAAUCGUAAUUAUAGCCCCCCCUCUUCCGACGGCCUUUCAAUAGACUAAAAAAAUAUUUUAUUUGUCUUACAGGAUAAAUGAUGAAUGGUCAUUUGAUGACAGUAUUGCAAACUAUGGUUGUCGGGUUUAUGCAUUUGAUCCUACAAUGAGCAAAGAAACCCAUCUUCGUUCACCAUUUAUACAGUUCUUUAAAGUCGGCUUGGCAGAUUUUGAUUCGGAAGGAACUCCAGGGGAAUCUGGAAAGGCUGCAUGGAGAACUAGAACAUUGAAAUCCAUUAUCACAGAACUGCGUCAUAACAAGGCAAGUGCUGAUUUUUUUGUGAGAGCUAAUAAUAUUCCACAGCCAACAUGUCUGGGGGUGGAAGAGGAAAAUUGAAUAAUGAAUAUUGAAUACUGAUUUUUAGAAUAGUUUGAAUAUGAACAUUUUCCUAAAUAUUUGAAACAAAAUUGGAAUAAAUAUUUGCUCCUCCCGUUGACCAGGAUUACAGAAAAGAUAUUCCGCCCCUAUCCCGAGCAUGUCACACAUGUCAUGCACAUGACGAUAUAUAUUCACGAUGAAAAAUUGAAUACUUCGUGAGCUAGAUUUGACCCACAACAUAAAGUAAUUAUAUAGUAUUUAUUUCCACCAUGCCGUAUAAACAUAGAAUGAAGUUAUCAAGGUCAAGCAGUGCAUCCGGCGCGAAAUUAGCCGUCACGAUUGGUCAGGUAUUUCGCAGAGGUCAGCAUUUCGCUUGCCACUGGGAACAAAAACCGAACAUUCAACAACCUGUAUGUCAACAACAAUUUGAAGGACAACAAAUUAAAAAAAACAAAAAAAUUAAACAACAACAACAACAACAAGAAAACUGAGAAGAGGAGCAGCAAUAAAUUAAUAACAACAACAGCAACAGCAACAGCAACAGCAACAGCAACAGCAACAGCAACAGCAACAGCAACAACAACAACAACAACAACAACAACAACAACAACAACAACAACAACAACAACAACAACAACAACAACAACAACAACAACAACAACAACAACAACAACAAUAACAACAAAAACAACAACAACAACAACAACAACAAGAAAAACAAUAAUGACAACACCAACAUCACAACACCAACAACAAUAUUUUUGCGUAUAAAACUGCAUGAAUGUUCAAAAUAAAUAGCUUUUUAUGAAAAACAUCUCUAUUGUAGAAAUUAGUGGAUGUUCUGAAGAUGGAUAUUGAAUGGGACGAGUGGAAAUGUCUUCCACAAAUGUUGUCUGAUGGAACAUUAAAAAAAUAUGUAAAACAACUUGAUGUCGAGUUUCAUGUUGUAGAUCGCACUCCGUUUGGUAUUCGUCGGUAUUAUGGUAUAGCCAUGUGGCUCGAUAGACAAGGAUUUAAAAUUGCCAAUAUGCAUAGGAACAUGUAUUGUAGGGAAUGUUAUGAAACUACUUUUAUCAAUACAAAUCUUAUUAACCUACCCCUUCGGUGA
Messenger RNA from Paramuricea clavata, 3233 nucleotides. Lineage: Eukaryota; Metazoa; Cnidaria; Anthozoa; Malacalcyonacea; Plexauridae. The record is from the annotation of a GenBank genome assembly.